AUGGAGCUUCCUCCUGACCACCGACUCAAAAGGCCGUCGACAUACAGCCGCGAGGCCGCUAUCGUCGCUGUCACAGACCUUUACGAAUCUCUUACCACUCCCCUGUAUGUGGAGCCAACCGACAUUCUCUACCCCCCACCCGGAGGAUGGCCGCACAUCACUCGGGAAAAUGAGGCGUUCGCCUCUCUCAACAAAACUGAUGAGGUACUUGAGCUGCUUCGCCACUUGCCAUACCUAGACUCCAGGAAAAAUGAAUGGUUUAUUAGACCCUGGAGUGUUUCAUGUGAUUAUGUGAACCGUGAUCCUCGCAACUAUCGGCCUCUAGUGCCUGAUGAAUUUGAGUUUCCCCCAUGGGUGAUUAAUCUCACAUUUUCUGGCAGAUAUGGCCAAUCACUUAUGUUUGACACAUCAGAUGGCACAGCAACAGAACAUGACCCUAAUGCAGGAAUAUAUGAGCCUGAUUACCCUGAAGGUGAUCCGCGAUAUUGGCGUGUUGAAUGUGAGGAAGAGACUGAGCCACUGGUUGAGCGCUUAGACCUCUUUAAGCAGAGGUUUCAGAAUCUCAAUUGGAUCCCACAUGUUCAGAAAAUCGGAUCUUGGCCAAGAGUCUUCGAAUGGUAUGAGGAACCAAAUCGCUCAUAUGGCGAUGGAGAGGGCAAGGCGAUGCGUGAAAUUUAUCUCGAGCAUGGGUGGCCGGAUUCAUUCGACCGAGAGGCGUGCCAGGCUUCAUUGGAAAUCUUUUAUUAUGAUGUGGACAGACGGAAGGAACUGAUUGCGAGUUACUAA
Molecule: messenger RNA, 786 nt
Organism: Penicillium argentinense
Lineage: Eukaryota; Fungi; Ascomycota; Eurotiomycetes; Eurotiales; Aspergillaceae
Exons: 3
Coding region: 1-786 (261 amino acids)
Source: RefSeq, a predicted model, not a curated record